ACGAAGCAUAAGCAACGGUUUACUGCUACGGUUACCCAACUGAGGUCCGGGACGCAGGACGCACGCUCCGCACCCCCGCUCUCACAUUCACAAACCGCCCGUUCCAGACGCGCGCCUAGUGUCGACAGUGAAAUUCAAAACAAAAAGGUCGUCAGUGCCUUAUGAGGCUUGGUGAGUGUCGGGUGUGCGCGUGUUCCCUCUAAGCUUGUAAAGGGUCGCGGCAGGCCCCAAUGUGCAGUCAGUGAACAGCUAGUGUACGCCAGCUGCAGGGCCGCCAUGGGCUGCACCCGCGGGCUUUGCACCUCACAGAGCGUCUUCAUCUUUAUCAACAUCGCUUUUGCAAUGUACAGCGGCGCACUGCUGUCGACGGCGGCGCGGCUGGCGUGGGACCCGAGCACAUACACAUGGUUUCGAUUCCUGUGCGCUGCACAAUAUCGUGUAUCGCUGGCAUACGUUCUGGCUGCUGGGUUGUGGCUAGCGGCCCUGGUAUACCUGGCAGUUGCUGCCGGUGCCGCGGCUGCAGCUGCACGCCGCCCCGCCGCCGCGUUGCACACUUAUGUGGCGGGUGUAUGCGCCCUGGCGCUAAGUGAAGUGGCGUAUGGUGCGUGGCUGGUCGCCUCUUUAGCUGCUUGGUGGCGCGCCGCGCCUGAAGCCGAACUGGCGCGCAAAGGCAUCGACUUAUUACACGAUAUUAAACCGGCGCUACUUGCCGUCGAACGCUACCGCGAUGUCGCACAGCCACUCUACAACAUGAUCGAGGAGGUGGAAGCACGCGCCCCAAACAACGCCGUGAUAGUGAUAGUUUUCGCGGUGCUGGCGGUGGUGCUACAAGUGGCGGCGGUGGUAGUGGCGCGACGACUGGCACGCGGAGGAGUCACGGCAGGUCGGCGGUGCGAGCCCGGCGAAGUUGGCGAGGUGGACAGUGACAGCGAGGCCCUGGAAAAAAGCGCGCCUCCAUCUGCACCACCCGCGUCAUCACCGCCACCGCCAGGAUGGCACAAAUCCGCUAACUUGCGGAUGUACACGAUAUUAGACAAGAUUUUCUAGCAGGAGGAGGGUGAGUCUCGCAAGAGUGUGACUCGUCCUCAGAGAGAGCCUUGCGAGUCGGAGCAUGGCGGGUCUGCAACAGCAGCGACAGCGCGCGACGCACGGUGGGAUGCUGUGCACGCGCAACUGGCUGCCGCCGGCGGACGUCCUGCGCGCGCUCCCACCGCUCUCCUCAUCCUUCACACAGACCUCUAGCCGUCCCCUGGUUUGAAAAACCUACUGUGUGAGCGGUAACCGCUCCUUAUAUACGAUGAACGAACUCUUGCCCUGUUAUCUUCUCCUCUAAUUGUUUAAGGUGUUAUUUCCGACUUCAAUACUACAUAAUAUCAUUUAUUCUCACGUACAACUUUUAUUAUGGCACAUUACAAGAACUUAAUAUUACAAUAAUUAAUAGUGAGAACUAGGUACGAAAGUUGUCUAAUGCUAAUUAUUAAAAUUUACGUCGAUAUUGAAAGGCGUUUUUUGAAAAUACAUAUUGUUUAAACAAACGUAUAUAACGAUUUCAAGUAUUGUAGGUAUAUAUCAAAAAUUGGUUAUAAUUGAUUUGUUAAUCGAUAUACGAAGCGGCAGAUUGUAUGUAAUUUUUCAUAGAGACGUAAGCAGGCCAGGUAGCUCAGGCAUAACGCAGAACUUUGAUAGACAGUUUUUCAACGAAAAUCAAUAACGCACACUGCCUCCACUAACGAAUUAAUCGUUUUCUUACCAAUUGUAAUAUGUAUUUACAUUCUAUUAAAAUUGUUUCGCAAUCAUAGCAAUACGUACUCAACGUCUUUGGGUUAAGUUCCUCAAACAUAGUUUCUUCCUUCAUACCGUUUGUUAAAAUACAGACGGAACGUCUUGGAAGUAACUGGAUUUCCGUGAUCUAUUCUCAUAUUUCGUUAUAAAUAAAUAAAUUGAAUGUAUUUUACACAAAUACGUUGAAAUACGCAUGUGUUGCAUGAAUCGGAACGAACUUAAGCUGUUAAACAGACUGCCAUAUUAUUUAUAAUAUUAAAAGUAAUGUUUAAGUAGAAAAAAGAGGCGUGAAUCGCCAGUGAUAACGUAACGUAUAUCUAGCGUAAAGUUGACUCAUAUCACCUUUGUAUUGCUCGUAUUGCAUGUGUUUGUGAUUCCUAGAUGGUAAGUGUUCUGUUACAACGAGUGGUGCUAUAUCACUGCAUUUUGUACGUAUACUACGUACGUUGAUACGUAAUAUUUUAUCGUCAUACUUACUGUUUUUAUAGUAACGUAUAGUUAAUGUUCUAAAGCACAACGCGAGGUUCAGAUUCGCCGGGUUCCUUUGUCACCUGGUUACACGCCAGUGACAGACGCAGUCGUAGCGUUCCGGUGCCAAAUAGCUUUAAGUUUAGUGAAGUAAGCUAUGAUUUAUUACUGUUGGGCCGUCUGUUUGCUAACAGAAGCAUAACUGUUUAAAGUAAUGCCCCACGACUUUAACAAAUUAUGCAUUAUAAGAAAACUGGUUCAUACUAGACAAUAAGUAGCGUCAUAUGUCUUCGAGCUAUUAAAAUACUUUAACUCAAUAAAUAAAUAUUUUUAUACCGUU
Molecule: messenger RNA, 2590 nt
Organism: Pieris brassicae (large cabbage white)
Lineage: Eukaryota; Metazoa; Arthropoda; Insecta; Lepidoptera; Pieridae
Exons: 4
Coding region: 277-1047 (256 amino acids)
Source: RefSeq, a predicted model, not a curated record